ACUUCUUGCCGGAAGUCGGUUGGCGCGCCGGAAGUGAGGGAUGACAAGCAUGGCGUCCGUGUGCUGUGCGGCGGCUGUUUCCCGGCUCCUCUGGACGGGGAGCGCUCGGGGCAGCAGGUUAAUUUUUGACACUGUAUCUAGACGGGGGUUUAGAAAGACACCAAAAAAAAUUGAACCUCAGAAAGUGGAAACAGAGAAAAUGGUUCAGAAUGAUAUGGCGUCAAGUGUGAAUCAGACAAGCAAAAACAGCCUGACACCAAUGCUGGAAGAGCCUGUCCUAUCAAAUUCAGCAUCAUUGUCAUUCAGGCGGCUCGUCAAACCCUUUGUGUUUACUGUAGGGUUCACAGGAACCUCAUUUGGCAUGGCAGCCAUUUGGCAAUAUGAAACACUCAAAUCCAGAGUUCAAAGCUACUUCAACGACUUGCGCUUGGAUUGGUUGGAAAAACAUCAACCACCUAAAGCGGGAGACAUCAGAAAGCAGGUGAACCAGUGGUGGAACAGUCUUACUGAGGGGCAACGGACUGUCACAGGGAUAAUAGCGGUCAAUGCAUUAGUGUUCUGUUUGUGGAGAAUUCCCUCAUUGCAGUGGACUAUGGUUAAGUACUUCACCUCAAAUCCUGCUUCAAAAACCCUGUGCCUACCUAUGGUCCUGUCAACUUUCAGCCACUAUUCGUUCUUUCACAUGGCAGCAAACAUGUAUGUGUUAUGGAGUUUCUCCUCCAGCAUCGUAUCACUUCUCGGGCAGGAGCAGUUCAUGGCCGUUUACCUAUCAGCAGGGGUUAUUUCUACAUUUUCAAGUUAUUUAUAUAAAACGGCCACUGGUCGAUUGGGCGCAUCCCUUGGAGCUUCUGGUGCAAUAAUGGCUGUACUUGCUGCAGUCUGCUCCAAAAUGCCUGAAGCAAAGCUGGCUAUAAUCCUACUGCCGAUGUUCACCUUUACAGCCAGCAGCGCUCUGAAAGCAAUUAUUGCCAUGGAUACAGCAGGCCUAAUUUUGGGAUGGAGAUUUUUUGACCAUGCAGCUCACUUAGGUGGUGCACUUUUUGGAAUUUGGUAUAUCUUUCAUGGCCACGAGCUGAUCUGGAAGAACAGGGAACCUCUGGUGAAGGUGUGGCAUGAUCUAAGGAAUAAGGGUCCUGGAACUGGAGGAAAUGGACCCUCAUAGGGAAAAAGCUGCAUUUAUUUUCAAAGAUUCCCGAAUGGAUUAAGAGGAACAAGGACUGAAGCAAUAACUGUGCUCAGGAGGAGGAAGAAUUUACAGCAAGACCUUGAAUUUCUACAAAACCGCAAAGUACUGUGAAUUGUAAACUGAAAUUAGACUACAGAACUGCCUGGUUAGAAAUGAAGAGGAGCAUUUCAAAAUGGUAGCGUUGGGCAGACAUUUAGCAGCCUCAAAAAUUGAAAUCUAAAUUUUCAGCUGUUUGAAGCCGACUUAUUUAAACUUUUUAAAACACCUCCACCUUUCGCACUACCUCCUAUCUGAAGGACGAAUCACCAAAACAAAAAUUGUGUCAGCCAAAUUCACCUGUCAUGCUUAAAAUCCAUUAUCACGGUAUAGUCUUCAUAGUGUACAGAGUUGAAGUGCUUCUUUUUCUCAUACAAGGCGCAUAUCUUCAGAGUUACUCAAAACUGGAAAUGCUGUCAAAGCAAGCUCAGAAUGUGCGCAAUGGAAACUGCUGAAGAUUAACCAGCAACGUCCUUGCAAUUUACCAGCAGCCAUGAACACCUUGCUCUUGUCCAGCUCGGUCCGCUCCCCCUUUUAGGCCCUUGGCUAGCUCUUUUCUGGAGCCAAAUGGGAAUUUUUAGUAGCUACUCACAUACUUUGAAUUUGCUAUGUCAGCCUUGAUUCAUAAUCUAUAGAUUUAACUUUGUGAUGCAAAUAAGAUUUUCCACAUAAUACCUAUGUGUUGAGAAUGUAAUAUUUGAAUAUUAUGGCUUAUAGAUUGCCACCGUAUUACAAUUGAGAUUUCCCCUCUCCAUUUAUACUACUCAGAAAAUUGGCUACUCUGUCCCAAAGCUCAAUUGUCUAAAUCACAUUUGAGUUACAAUAGUGUGCCAUUCCUGAGAACUCUUUGUAAUCUGAACAGUUUUGCAAGCCGGAAAUGUGGCUGUUCAGCAAUAUAUUUAAAUUAAAACAUAGGCCAUCCAAGGACAACAGGUAGUUAGACCAGGCUGUUUAAUACAAUAUUCAGAUAUUGUCAAAACGAAGUCCGCACAGCAGAAGAUGCCUGCAGCAGGCAACAAAUCCAUCCCACUGAACUCUCAGAUGCUCAUUUGUAUGGAUGGGCAUUUGUAACGUAGGUGAGACCUGUAAUGCAGGAAGGAAUGCAGUCAAGACAGAACAGCUACCAUAUGCUUUUAGGUUUUCAAAGCUGUAGUGAGUUACAUGUACGUACUAGUCACAUCAAUGUUAAGUGACCACCAGUUGGAAGCUUUACUGUCAUCACUGUUUUAUUUGCAAUGUUUUCUUGUGAAGUCUGCUGAGAAAGAAAAUAAAAAGAAAACAGAUGCAA
Molecule: messenger RNA, 2510 nt
Organism: Leucoraja erinaceus (little skate)
Lineage: Eukaryota; Metazoa; Chordata; Chondrichthyes; Rajiformes; Rajidae
Product: presenilins-associated rhomboid-like protein, mitochondrial
Exons: 10
Coding region: 41-1162 (373 amino acids)
Cellular component (GO): membrane
Molecular function (GO): serine-type endopeptidase activity
Source: RefSeq, a predicted model, not a curated record